This is a messenger RNA of Echinops telfairi (small Madagascar hedgehog), 1485 nucleotides long. RefSeq names its product DEAD-box helicase 25 (gene DDX25). Gene Ontology annotation, biological process: poly(A)+ mRNA export from nucleus. Bases 34 to 1485 code for a protein of 483 amino acids. The transcript is spliced from 12 exons. Lineage: Eukaryota; Metazoa; Chordata; Mammalia; Afrosoricida; Tenrecidae. Gene Ontology annotation, molecular function: RNA helicase activity; ATP binding; RNA binding. The record is from RefSeq and is a predicted model, not a curated record. Gene Ontology annotation, cellular component: nucleus; cytoplasmic stress granule.
CACGUGCUGGGGGCUGGGGCAGGGCGUACAGCUAUGGCGUCGUUACUUUGGAAAGGCGACGCAGGAGCGGCAGAGAGCGAGCGGCUGAACAGCCAUUUCUCAAACCUCAUCCUUCCCCGAAAGAACCUUCAGGUGAUUAAGAGUACUGCAAUCCCCAAAGGAGAUGAGUCUAUGAAUAUCACAGAAGAAGAUGAAGAAGAAGAUGUAGUGGAUUUAGCAGCUAAUUCGCUUUUAAACAAGUUAAUUAGGCAAUCCUUAGUAGAAUCCAGUCAUCAUGUUGAAGUCUUACAAAAGGAUCCCAGCUCUCCACUGUACUCCGUGAAAACAUUUGAAGAGCUUCGGCUGAAAGAAGAGUUACUGAAAGGGAUCUAUGCGAUGGGGUUUAACAGACCAUCGAAAAUCCAAGAGAUGGCUCUCCCUAUGAUGCUGGCACAUCCUCCCCAGAACCUCAUAGCACAGAGCCAGUCUGGAACAGGCAAAACAGCUGCCUUUGUCUUGGCAAUGCUAAGCAGAGUCAAUGCCCAGGAAUUGUUCCCACAGUGCCUCUGCCUGGCUCCCACUUACGAAUUGGCGCUACAAACUGGCCGCGUGGUGGAAAGGAUGGGGAAAUUCUGUGUGGAUGUUCAAGUGAUGUAUGCCAUUCGAGGGAAUCGAAUUCCCAGUGGCACUGAGAUCAGCAAGCAGAUUGUAAUCGGCACUCCUGGGACUGUCUUAGAUUGGUGUUUCAAGAGAAAAUUAAUUGAUUUGACAAAUAUCCGUGUGUUUGUUCUGGAUGAAGCAGACGUGAUGAUUGACACCCAGGGAUUCUCCGAUCAAAGCAUUCGUAUUCAGAGAGCCUUGCCCUCCAGGUGCCAGAUGCUCCUCUUCUCAGCCACCUUCGGGGACUCUGUGUGGCAGUUUGCCGAGCGAAUAAUUCCCGACCCGAAUGUCAUAAAGUUGCGCAAGGAGGAGCUGACUCUGAACAAUAUCCGGCAGUAUUACGUAUUGUGUGAGGACAGGAAAAGCAAGUAUCAAGCGCUGUGCAACAUCUACGGCGGCAUCACCAUCGGCCAAGCCAUCAUCUUCUGCCAGACUCGCCGAAAUGCCAAGUGGCUGACUGUGGAGAUGAUGCAGGAUGGACACCAGGUGUCCUUGCUAAGUGGGGAGCUGACCGUGGACCAGCGUGCAUCCAUCAUCCAGAGAUUCCGGGAUGGGAAAGAGAAAGUGCUUAUAACGACCAAUGUUUGUGCUCGCGGGAUUGAUGUGAAGCAGGUCACAAUUGUUGUGAACUUUGACCUUCCUAUAAACCAAGCAGAGCAGCCAGACUAUGAGACCUACCUCCACCGCAUAGGGCGGACUGGACGCUUUGGGAAAAAAGGGCUUGCCUUUAAUAUGAUUGAAGUGGAUAAGUUACCUCUAUUGAUGAAAAUCCAGGAUCACUUCAACAGCAGUAUUAAGCAACUUGACCCCGAAGACAUGGAUGAAAUUGAAAAGAUUGAAUAUUAA